Molecule: messenger RNA, 4164 nt
Organism: Malus domestica (apple)
Lineage: Eukaryota; Viridiplantae; Streptophyta; Magnoliopsida; Rosales; Rosaceae
Product: leucine-rich repeat receptor protein kinase EMS1
Biological process (GO): protein phosphorylation
Molecular function (GO): protein kinase activity; ATP binding; protein binding
Source: RefSeq, a predicted model, not a curated record
CUCAACUCGCAGAGAAAAGCUAUGGCGUUCAAGCUUCUUCUCAACGCUGGUGAAAUGACACAUUAGCCCUCUCUCCACCGCCAUUUUUCUCUGAAAAACACAGCUUCCGACCCCUCUUGCUUCUUCUCAAGUUGCCCUCUCAUGGCGUCGAAAAAGCCUCUGUUUAUAGUAAUUUUCUUAGCUUUUGAGUUCUCUUUCUACUCGCCAAUGGAGUUUCCCACCAAAAUGACCAAAACCCAGAAAUGGAAGCCCUUCUUUCCUUCAAAACCGCCCUCGGAAACCCCACAGUUCUCUCCUCGUGGCGGCCCUCCGCCUCGCACUGCGACUGGGUCGGCGUUUCCUGCCAAUUUGGCCGAGUCACCGCCCUCGCCCUUCCGUUCCUCUCCCUCAAAGGCCCUCUCCCUUCCUCCCUCUUCUCCCUUGCAAACCUUGUCGUGCUAGACCUCUCCUCCAACCUACUAAGCGGCAAAAUCCCACGUCAAGUUCUCAACCUCAAACGCCUAAGCCACCUCUGCCUCACCGAUAACCAGCUCUCCGGCGAAAUACCCACCCAACUCGCCGAGUUAACUCAGCUAGAGACUCUGAAGCUCGGAACCAACUUUUUCGCCGGAAAAAUCCCGCCAGAACUUGGAAAUUUAGCACUGCUUCAAACCUUGGAGCUCUCCAACAAUGGGUUCCAUGGAGAUAUUCCUACCCAGAUUGGAAACUUGACCCGGCUGCAGUUCCUGGACCUGGGCAACAAUGUCCUCUCGGGUUCUCUUCCCUCUGCCCUGUUUCCAAAACUUCAAUCUUUAGCUUCCAUGGACGUUUCAAACAAUUCAUUUUCCGGCGCAAUUCCACCUGAGAUUGGUAGCCUGAAGGAUCUCACCGAGCUCUACGUUGGCAUCAACCAUUUCUCCGGCCCGUUACCCCGCGAAAUCGGUGAGCUUUCGCGGCUCGAAAUUCUGUACGCUGCUUCCUGUUCCAUAACAGGGCCGUUGCCGGAAGAGAUUUCUAAGCUGGAAUCGUUGACCAAUAUUGACCUCUCGUACAACCCGUUGAGGUGUUCGUUGCCAAAAGGCAUUGGGAAGUUGCAGAAGCUGAGUAUUUUGGAUUUGGUCUUCACUGAGCUCAAUGGCUCUAUUCCUGCUGAGCUGGGGAACUGUAAAAGUUUGAGGACUUUGAUGCUUUCGUUCAAUUCGCUUUCGGGGACGUUGCCUGAGGAGCUCUCUGAGCUUCCGGUGAUGACGUUUUCUGCCGAAAAGAACCAGCUCUCCGGCCUAUUGCCUUCCUGGCUCGGAAAGUUGAAGCAAGUCGAAUCGAUUCUGCUUUCCAGCAAUCUAUUUUCCGGGAAGAUUCCACCGGAGAUUGGCAACUGCUCUAUGCUGAGGUUACUUAGCUUGAGCAAUAACAUGUUGACGGGGCCGAUUCCGGAAGAGCUUUGCAAUGCGGGUUCGCUUUCGGAGAUUGAUCUCGAUAGCAAUUUUCUCUCGGGAACAAUUGACAACACGUUUGUCAAGUGCAAGAACUUGACGCAACUCAACCUGGUGAAUAAUCAGAUUGCCGGCGCAAUCCCUGACUACCUUUCGGAGCUUCCACUCAUGGUGAUCGACCUUGAUUCCAACAACUUCACGGGCACGAUACCGAAAAGUCUUUGGAAUUCGGAAAAUUUGAUGGAGUUCACAGCUUCGAACAAUCAGCUGCGAGGUCCGAUAUCGAAUGAGAUUGGUCGGGCAGCCGUCUUGGAAAGGCUUGUUCUUAGUAACAAUCAGCUGACAGGCACUCUUCCUACAGAGAUUAGAAAUGUCAGCAGCCUUUCUGUUCUAAUAUUGAGUUCGAAUCUUCUGGAAGGGAACAUUCCGCCUGAGCUUGGCCGGUGCACCGGUCUUACUACAUUGGAGCUCGGAAACAACCUGCUCAGCGGGUCGAUCCCGGCGGAGCUUGCGCAGCUGAGCCAAUUGCAAUGUCUGGUACUUUCUCACAACAAUCUAUCAGGUUCAAUUCCUUCGAAAAAAUCGUUGUACUUUCGACAAGUAAACAUCCCGGAUUUGAGCUUUGUGCAACAUGUUGGAGUGUUUGAUCUGUCCUACAAUAGAUUGUCCGGUGCAAUACCGGAAGAUUUGGGCGACUGUGUUGUUUUGGUGGAUGUUUUGAUCAGCAACAACCUGAUCUCCGGUGAAAUUCCAAGGUCCCUUGCUCGUUUAAGAAAUCUUACAACUUUGGAUUUGUCUGGGAACAUGCUCAGUGGUUCAAUUCCUCCAGAGUUUGGCGGUUCGCCGAAGCUUCAAGGCUUGAAUCUGGCAAAUAACCAGCUUACGAGCACCAUACCGGGAAGCUUAGGUCGUUUGGGAAGCUUGGUGAAGCUUAAUUUGACCGGUAAUAAGUUGUCUGGUGCCAUACCUGUGAGCUUUGGGGAUUUGAAAGAGCUUACUCACUUGGAUUUAAGCUCGAACGAGCUUGAUGGCGAGCUUCCUUCAUCGCUGUCAGGCAUGCAGAAUCUUGUGGGGUUGUAUGUUCAGGACAACCGGCUUAAUGGUGGUGUGGAUAAGCUGUUCUCGAAUACCAUGGCUUGGAGGAUCGAAAAGAUGAACUUGAGCAAUAAUCUCUUUGAUGGGGAGCUGCCCCAUUCUCUUGGUAAUCUGUCAUACUUGACGGAUUUGGAUCUUCAUUCAAAUUCGUUUCGAGGAGAGAUUCCUCCAGACCUGGGGAAUCUGAUGCAACUCGAGUUUUUUGAUGUUUCAAAUAACAAGCUCUCUGGAAGGAUUCCAGAUAAAAUUUGCAGCCUCAUCAAUCUGUUUAAGGUGAACUUGGCAGAAAAUAGGUUGGAAGGGCCGAUUCCUAAGAGUGGUAUCUGCCGGAACCUGUCAGAAAAAUCGCUUGCCGGUAACAAGAAAUUAUGUGGGAGAAGUAAAAAUUUGGAUUGCCAUGCCAAGAGUUUUGAUAAAUCAGCAUUGUUGAAUGCCUGGGGAGUUGCUGCUGUUGUAGUUGGAAGUGCUCUAGUCUUUAUUGUUGCAGCUUAUGCUGUAGUAAGAUGGAUCGCCCGAAGCAGCCGGCAUGAUCCCGAAGAAGCUGAAGAAAGCAGGUUGAGCAGUUUCAUGGAACAUAAUCUCUAUUUUCUCAGUAGCAGCAGCAGAUCAAAGGAGCCUCUGAGCAUCAACGUCGCCAUGUUUCAGCAGCCGCUGCUCAAGCUUACUUUAGUUGACAUUCUUGAAGCCACCAACAACUUCUGCAAGACAAACAUAAUAGGAGACGGAGGCUUUGGAACUGUGUACAAGGCCACAUUGUCGGAUGGGAAAACAGUCGCGGUUAAGAAGCUAAGCGAGUAUAAAACUCAGGGCCAUCGAGAAUUCAUCGCUGAAAUGGAAACCCUGGGUAAGGUAAACCACCAGAAUGUCGUUCCAUUACUCGGGUACUGCUCUCUUGGCGAGGAGAAGCUCCUUGUUUACGAGUAUAUGGUAAAUGGGAGCCUGGACAUUUGGCUGAGAAAUCGGACUGGGGAUCUUGAAGUCCUAGAUUGGGACAGACGUUUCAAAAUCGCAAUGGGUGCAGCCCGCGGCCUUGCUUUUCUUCACCAUGGAUUCAGCCCCCACAUCAUCCACAGGGACAUCAAAGCCAGCAACAUCUUGCUCAACGAAGACUUCGAGCCCAAAGUUGCAGACUUUGGACUCGCAAGGUUGAUCAGUGCCUGUGAGACUCACAUUAGUACUGAUAUAGCCGGAACAUUUGGCUACAUUCCACCGGAGUAUGGACAGAGCGGGCGGUCUACCACAAAAGGAGACGUCUAUAGUUUUGGCGUGAUACUGCUCGAACUGGUGACAGGGAAAGAGCCAACCGGACCCGAUUUCAAAGACUUGGAAGGCGGGAAUCUAGUCGGGUGGGUUUUUCAGAUGAUGAAGAAGGCGAAGGCAGCUGAUGUUCUUGAUCCGGUAGUACUCGACGCGGAUUCGAAGCGCAGGAUGGUUCAAGUGUUGAAGAUUGCCUGUGUGUGCCUCUCUGAUAACCCAGCUCAGAGGCCUACGAUGCUUCAAGUGUUGAAGUUUCUCAAAGAGAUUAGUGAUGAAUAAAAUGUAGAGUUUUAUGUCAAGGAUGUGAUGACAAUGAUCAUGUAAACUAAUUAAGGUACAAUUAGUCUGCUAAUCUAAUCAAAAGCUGGGGUUUCUUAAUAAACAUCGUUUAGUUUUCGUU